AAGCUACCAAACUCAAAGUCACAAUAUUUCCUUUGCCCUGAAAGUUAGCGAGUGUUUCCGAUCCGGUGUUUGUGCCAAAAUGUUCAAAGUUCUCGUGGUGUUGUGCGUGCUCGGCGCCGCUUUCGUCUACGCGGCCCCUGCCGAAGACAAAUACACGGACAAAUAUGACAACAUCAACGUCGACGAUAUUUUGGGCAGCAAAAGGCUCCUGAAGAGCUACCUCACCUGCUUACUCGACAAAAGCCCCUGCACUCCGGAAGGAAGUGAACUCAAACGUCUCCUCCCCGAUGCUCUGAAAACGGCCUGCUCAAAAUGCACUGAAAAGCAAAAGGAAGGCGCUGCAAGGAUCGUAGAACGGGUCACCGCAGAGUACCCGACCGAAUGGAAGGAGCUGAGUGCUAAGUGGGACCCCACCGGAGAAUACUGGGCCAAGUACAAGCCCCUCGUUCAAGAGUACCUCAAGGCAUCCGCCUAAUCCAUUCCAAUUCCAAUUUCAAACUACACAACGAGACCCUUUCCAAUCUGCUUUAGUUACCAGAAUGUUAAUUUUGCAAAUGAGCCAGCUACUCGACCCCAACUUAGUCAAGUUCGGAUUGCUUAGAGAAUGAAUAUACUAAAGUAGUCGAAUUCUUGGCUAACAAUUAUUUAGCGUAAGAUUAUUAGGCUGCCAUGGAAAUCAAGUAUUUCGAAAGAGUUUUAGUGAUUAAUAAUUUAUUUAUUUAUUUUAAAAAUUAUCAAGUUUAUUCCGUACGUGAUUGAAUAAAGUGAAUUUUUAGAUUUUUUUCAAGUUA
Molecule: messenger RNA, 791 nt
Organism: Bemisia tabaci
Lineage: Eukaryota; Metazoa; Arthropoda; Insecta; Hemiptera; Aleyrodidae
Product: ejaculatory bulb-specific protein 3
Source: RefSeq, a predicted model, not a curated record